UUACACCUCUGACUCCUGUGAAUCAUAAACUGAUCCAGGUUUUGAGCGAAGGUUCGAACAGGACAUGACAAAGGGUCACUGUUGCGAUUGGAUUAGCACCUUACCAGACUCAAUCCUCUGUUUCAUCCUCUCUUUUCUCUCAACCAAGCAAGCCGCUGCCACCAGCGUCCUCUCCAAGCGGUGGCAGCCACUGUGGCGUUCAGUCCCCACUCUCGACUUGGAUGACUCCAUCUACUAUGACAGAGCCAAACAGGGUCAUGCUCGUCUUGUUCAGCCUGUUUCUGCACUCGUUCAUCUUCACCAUCCCAUCUACAAAUUUCGCCUCAGGUGUAUCUCUCCUUUCACUGAUCCUGCAAAUAUCACCACAUGGGUCAACGCUGUUGUGCAACGCGGAGGACUUCAACACCUUGAUCUCUCCAUCGAUCGCAAGUAUCGGGAACCACACAUCAACUUGUCUUCCAUUUUCAGUUGCAAAACUCUGGUGGUUCUCAAGUUGAGGGGUAGCAAGAUCACCAAGUUGGAACCUAUUUCCUCUGUUUACUUACCCUCCCUUCAAGUUCUCCAUCUACAAGGUUUGACUUUCUCAGAAUUUGGUUGUCUGGCCAAGCUUCUUUAUGGAUGCCCAGUUCUUAAGGACUUUAAAGAAAGUCAUUUAUUGUUUGAAAAUGAUUUCUUGAUUGAUGAAGAUAUUGUCACUGACAUAGAAUUUAAAGCCUUGCCCAAGUUGCUGAAAGCAGAUAUUUCUGAUUUCCAUACAAAGAUUAUGUUGGAAGUGGUUAAUAAUGUCAAGUUUUUGCACAUAGAUGAGAUUGAUGGUAUUCUUGUUGAAGGCACAAGCCCCUACAUUUUCCCCAUGUUUCACAAUUUGACCCACAUUGAACUUGAAUAUAGCUAUUACUAUUAUAAUAAUGAUUGGUCUGAGGUAGUGGAAUUGCUCAAGUCUUGCCCCAUGCUUCAAGUUCUUGUCAUUUACCAGCCAUAUUUUGAUGACCAUGUGUCUGAUCUACCUCAAGAAACAGUAUACCCACCAUCUAUGUUACAUCUUAAAAGAUGCACCGAAGAAAGAUUUAAAUUUGCAAGGUAUAUAACAGAAGAUUCUAAAGAAGAUGACAAUAUGCAGUGGCAUUGGGGAAGGCUUGAGCCUGUGGUAUCUGAACUCAAAUGAGCCUGCAGGUUUUCUAUCUUCUUUAAGUUUACCUGAAAUAUGUGUUUUCUAUGUGCAUGUUUGCUGAGGGAGAACCUAGAUCUGCCUCUCUUGAGCUUUUGGUAAAGGGAGUCAAAUCAAAGUGUUAUGUGCAAAAGCAGUGGACAUGAACUGUUUAGUUUAUCACUCUAUGUAGUCUGGUACAUACUGGAGUAUUUAUAGAUGAACAACAUUACAUUCUCAUAUAAAAAAGCAAUUUAAUCAGUUCUGUUCUUUAUGUAUGUUGAAUGGCUAUGCUCUGUAAUUUUUAGCUGUAAUUUAGUCCAUUGUUAACUAACUAUGAACUUAAGUACAUUUUGCAUGUAUUGUAUCCUUGGAUCCAGAGCUUGUAUGUUAUGCAGACAUAUUGUGUUUUCCUUUAA
Molecule: messenger RNA, 1566 nt
Organism: Lotus japonicus
Lineage: Eukaryota; Viridiplantae; Streptophyta; Magnoliopsida; Fabales; Fabaceae
Product: F-box/LRR-repeat protein At4g14103-like
Exons: 3
Coding region: 65-1165 (366 amino acids)
Molecular function (GO): protein binding
Source: RefSeq, a predicted model, not a curated record